Molecule: messenger RNA, 459 nt
Organism: Aureococcus anophagefferens
Lineage: Eukaryota; Pelagophyceae; Pelagomonadales; Pelagomonadaceae
Exons: 1
Cellular component (GO): Golgi apparatus
Molecular function (GO): glycosyltransferase activity
Source: RefSeq, a predicted model, not a curated record
CUGUCGCCCUUCAACUUCGCCGCCUUCUACCUGCCCCACGCGCUCGACCACGCGGAGAAAAUCCUCUACCUGGACACGGACGUCGUCGUCCGCGGGGACGUGGGCGAGCUCGCGGCCAUCGACAUGGAGGGCUUCGCGGCGGCGGCCGUCGAGGACUGCAGCCAGCAGGUCGCCAAGUACGUGAACCUCGAGCUGCUCGCGGACGUGGACGCGUGGGGGCUGGGGGCACGCGUGCGCGAACACGGCGGCGCGUGCGUCUUCAACCGGGGCGUCGUCCUCUUCGACCCGGCGCGCUGGCGCAACCUGAGAUUGACGGAGACCAUCGAGGAGCUCGUCGCCGCCUUCACGAAGAGCUCCGCGCGGCUCUGGCGCGGCGGCAUCUCGCAGCCGCCGUUCCUAUUAGCCCUCGCGGGCCGCUACCUCAAGCUCGACAUCUCCUGGAACGUGCGGGGGCUGGGG